GGCUGACAUAAAAGGAGGCAGGUAGAGAAGCGUUGCUCACAUUUCUGCCUCCAGAACACACACUGUGUUAACUUGCUUGCCAAGAGCUGCUUUCAGAAAUCCCCUCUCAAUGGCCAGUUACAGCUUCAGGCAAUCCGUCUCUGGCGGGGGCUAUGGCGGGUCUUCCUUCAGAGCUCCAAGCAUCCAUGGUGGAUCUGGUGGCCAGGGCAUUUCCAUGUCUUCCGCUAGGUUUGUCUCCUCUGGGGCUGGAGGAGGCCUAGGGCUUGGCUAUGGCGGAGGAGCUGGGGCUUGCUAUGGUGGUGGCCUUGGCGGUGGCCUUGGUGGGGGCUAUGGUGGGGGAUUUGGUGGGGGCUUUGGGGGAGGUGUUGGAGGUGGCUUUGGCGGCAGCAACGACGGCCUCCUUUCUGGAAAUGAGAAGGUCACUAUGCAGAACCUGAACGACCGCCUGGCCAACUACCUGGACAAGGUGCGUGCUCUGGAGGAAGCCAACACAGAGCUGGAGGUGAAGAUCCGAGAGUGGCACCAGAAGCAGUCUCCCACCAGCCCAUCCAGGGACUACAGCCACUACUAUAAGACCAUCGAAGAUCUCAGAGACAAGGUAGGACUUCACAUUUGUAAGCUGCAUGGUGGGAGGGGGCGUGGAGUGCUCAGCACGCACCAAGGGCCUAGCUGUGAAAACGGCAGAGGUGGAGAACUACACCCACCCACGCAAAUAGCUGAGCUGGGUAGGUCUGGUUAGGAAGUCCCAACCUCUCGGCAUUUCCAUCUGUAAAGUGGGUGCAAUAGCAACCGAGCUUGAAUGGCUGUGCAUGUUUGGUAAGAGCUUGCACAAUGAAAAGGCUGCAUUCAGAUGCUUGCCCUUCAGUUUUGCCCUACUGAGGAUGAGCAUCACAGUAGCCUCCCUUACUAGGUGAACAGCUCAGGGCUUGUGCAGUAUCUUCACAAUUGGGUGAAUGAGACAAGAAUCAAAGCCAGGCUUUAAAUACUGCAGCUGCACCUGUCUCAACCAGGAAGUGAUACAGUGGAUUAAUUCCACAUGCUGUUCAUUAGCAAUAAUUUCCAUUUAGCCCCCUUUCCUCUGCGGAGAAUACAUGUGCUGGUUGCCCCUGCAGUGGUUAGCCCUGCAAAGGUCUUUUCUUUUUGCCACAAAGCCCUUAUUGGAAAGAUGUGGCUGCAAGAUGUUGCAUUUGCAAACAGCUUUGUUCUGUGCAUUGCUGCGAAUUCAGUCAUUUUACCCAUUCUGGUGUAUUCAUAGCGCCAGAAUGCAAUGCAAUCCAUCUCUUUAUCUGUCUGAUUGCAAUGGAAACUGUUUGAAUACAGCCAGUUUCCUUAUCUGUUUUGUUUCCUGGCUCCAAGACUGCAGCAAACAAUGCCUGGCUUCAGUUAAUAAUGCCUUCUGGCAUUAUCGGAGUUUGGUCAUGCUGGGCUACCUUUUCUAGGACUGCAGCUAUGUGAAACACUUGCUGGCACUGCCCUCAGUUCAGCAGUAUUCUGAUCCUUGAUAGCUCUUAAUGGAACUUGGCUGAGCAACCACCAAAUAUCAAAUUCUAGAAGCCAAUGUUCACAAUCAAUCUUAGAACUGAAUGGGAAUUUAUUUUCAGGGUUUGCAAGAGUGGACCAGGGACACUAUAUGUGAUGCAUGUCAUAAAACAAGAUUUAGACUGCAACCCUCUACACACUUACUAGGGAGCAAGUCUUGGUGAACGGAAUUUACAUCUGAAGAAACAUGCAUAGACUUGCCCUGUUAGUUGCUUAGUCCGAAUGUACAUUUGGAAGUGUGGCAUUUGCCUGGAUUUAUGCUCCUAAGACUCUGUCUCUCCUUCAUUCCCACAUGAGGUUGGGCAUUAUCCCUUCCCAUGCCAUCAGGUCAGGAAUGGAGACUGAGAGGUAUUUUCACCACAUCCUGAGUCUGCUCUCACAUGAUAUAAUGGGUUGGGUGAGCCAGAACCAGUUAUAGAUACAUACCGUCAGCUGCAAUUCUUGUGGUAGAGCAUUGCUUUUCUAGCAGUCGUGGUGGGUGGAAAACUCAUGGUCCUCCACGUGUUUUGGUCACCUGUGACCAUCAGCCAUGCUGGCUUGGAAUGAUGGGAGUUGUAGUCCAACAAUAUCAGGAGGGUGUCAGGUUCUUCAUCCUAGCAGUAAAUGCAGGCUUCCUUAAACUCAGCCCUCCAGAUAUUUUUUGGCCUACAAUUCCCAUGAUCCCUAGCUAGCAGGACCAGUGGUCAGGCAUGAUGGGAACUGUAGUCUCAAAACAUCUGAAGGGCCGAGUUUGAGGAAGCCUGAGUAAUUGCUUUUUUACCACAUCCAUCUCACACAUGGCCUAUGAGAGAUAAAUACUUUUCUAGUUCUGAACCUCUCUUGCAACUGGAAAGUUCUUCCUAAUAUUGAAGCCUUUGUCUCCGUGAAGCUUAAACCCUGUGCUCUCCCUGGUGGAUAGAGUGAAAGAGUGUCCUCCCCACUCCUGCUUCUGAUUCUUUCACUCAUCCCUUCAUGCAUCACCAUCCUGACUUACCAAGAGGUUUCACACAGACCUGAACUGGUUCCUCAGCAGAGGCCUCUUGGUUCUGAAGUCAACCUUGUUACCGCAGGACUGCUGUGGCUUUGUUCGAGAACCUGUGGUUGAACCUGCUGUUAUUUCAAAAAGGGGGGAAAACAGACAAGAAAACUGUGGAUGUUGGCUAAGCUAUGUGCACCGUAAUCUUCUCUCUUUAUGUACAAGACAAGGUUUAUUUUGCUCUAGCAGAGUCAUCGGCACACAAUGGGAGUUUGUUUAUGAAUGAAGCACACACGCCCUCAAGGCACACACGGAGAAACACAAAAGCAAACAGUUAUUGUAAGGAAAUCUGCACCAGCCUUGAGAGUUCAUGACCAUCGCCUCCCAAGGAGGCUUGUCACUUUUCAUUUUUACCCUUCAGGUCCCUGAGCAGGGCCUGAAAUAAACUAGAGCCAGCAAGGAACUUAGCACUUCAUUUAUACAACUGGGUCAAAGCCAGCAGGCUAUGGGCAGAGCUUAGGGUAGAUUCUGGUGGAAUGUGGGUGAGGAAUGAGUAAAGAUGUCAAUCCAUUGACAGUUUACAGAUGUCACUGUGAAUUAUUCAGCCUAUGAGCUUGGGAUCUGUCACAACAUAAUCUAAGGAUGGAAAACAAUGCUGGGCCAGUCACAGAUCUGGUGGAGCUGGUAUUAUUCUACAAGAGGGAUGAGGAACCUAUGGUCCUCCAGAUGUUGUUGACGACAGCUCCCAGCAUCCCUGACCACAGGCCAUUCUGGCUGGGAUGGAUGGGUCUGAUCACAUCUGGAAGGCCACAGGAGUCACAUGCCUGUUCCAAGUGGUCACGUAGGCUGAGUCAUGUCAUUAUGUUAUGGAAAAAUCAGUAUAACGUGAUGCUAUGGACCUGGGUGAACAAGUGAAUCCAGGGCUGACCUAAGACAUUUUUUUGCCUGGUGCAAAAGGGAAGAUGGUACCUGCCACAUUCCACUUGCAAAAGCCAACCAAAUUAGUGUUUCUGUAUCGUGCUUGGAUGCUGGCAACAGGACAGGAUGUGCCCCACAGUGGAAGCUGGUUCAUAUAGGCAAAUGGGGAGCUGCCCCUCCAACCUCAGUCUGCCCUCAACUAGCUCUCACUUGCCUGCCUUCUUACAACAAUCAGGGAGUGGCUCUGUCUGUCAUUGGCUCUGGCUGCACCUACUGUUGAUGUCCCAGCCUUCUCCAAUACAAGCCCCAAUGGGUGCCAGCCACCACUGGAGGCACAUAAAGCUCAGUUCAUUCCCUGUUCCUCAGCAUUAGGCCUCUGACAUAGCUGCAUCACUUUGUCUCAUGGUAGGGCCGGCCCUAAGUGUUCCAGCUUUUUUCAGGAUGUAAUAACAGACUCACCAGCCCUACUGAAGAGGCUCCUCAUGAGGCCGGAGGAACAUCGCCCGGCUAAAGUUUUAUUGAUUAUUGAUUUUAAUAUGCUGUAAACUGCUUUGAGAUUUUUAAUAAUAAUAAUAAUAAUAAUAAUAAUAAUAAUAAUAACGAGCAAUGAUGAUGCACAUUCAGAAGACUAUUUCCCCUCCACAAUGUGCUGAGCCACACCUUUCACACAUCAUUGCAAGCAAAUCAAUCAAUGUGUGUCGAUGGCCACCAAACAUAUUUUUUUAAAAAAGAGAAAACUUACAACACAUAUGAAAGCAAAUAACCCAACACGGGUCGCCUCUUUUCUUGCAGAUCCUUGAAGCGACAAUUGACAACAACAAGGUUAUCCUGCAGAUUGAUAAUGCCAGGCUGGCUGCUGAUGACUUCAAAACCAAGUGAGACAACUUUUCAUAGGCAGAGAAAUAGAAAUGGUCAUGAUGCUCAGAGCUAUGGUGAAAUAUUGAGCAGAGUAUGCGGGGGACGCUAUGGUCUAAACCACUGAGCCUCUGGGCUUGCUGAUCAAAAGGUCGGCAGUUUGAAUCCCCACAAUGGGUGACCUGCCGUUGCUCGGUCCCAGCUCCUGCCAACCUAGCAGUUCGAAAGCACAUCAGUGCAAGUAGAUAAAAAGGUACUGCUGCAGUGGGAAGGUAAACGGCGUUUCCGUGCACUGCUCUGGUGUCAGUGUUCCAUUGCUCCAGAAGCAGCUGGCCACAUCACCCAGAAAAACUGUCUGUGGACAAACACCGGCUCCCUCGGCCUGUAAAGCAAGAUGAGCACCACAACCCCAGAGUCGUUCGUGACUGGACUUAACUGUCAGGGGUCCCUUUACCUUUACCUUUAUGUGGGGGAAAACUAGUUUUCUUGGCACUCUACAUUUCACAGUGAUUAGGUUAAGGCAGCUCAGACAAUUUUAGCAAUUGAUCAUCAUUUGCUGGCAUUGAUUUGUUUUAAAAGGUUUGAGUCUGAGCAAGCCCUGCGCAUGAGUGUUGAGGCUGACAUCAAUGGGCUGCGCAGAGUCCUGGAUGAGCUGACCUUGGCUAGAACUGAUCUGGAGAUGCAGAUUGAAAAUCUGAAGGAGGAACUGGCUUACCUUAAGAAGAACCAUGAGGAGGUAAAGAAAGACAGCAUUCAGCAUUUUGAAGCAUAGUAGCAUAAUAAUAAUGUAACAAAAUGACGAUUUGUUUUUUAUUAUUAGUUUAUUGUUGCUGUUGCUGUUUCUGUUGCUAAUAAUAAGUAUAAACCACACUUCUAAAAGUUCCCAGGGCAGUAAGAGUUUCCAAUAAAGUAGAGUAUUAGAAGACCACCACCAUUGCCAUAGUCACCAUAUAUAACCCACAGCAGCACAGAACAUCAACAUCCAGCGAUGGGCAAACCCAUCUCAUUAAUCAUCAAAGGCCAAGUGAAACAGAUCCAUCUUCAUUAGGUGAUGAAAAGGCGCUAGCGGGCAGACAUAUCUGCAAUGGAGGGAGUUCCAAAAUCAGGGAGCCAUAACUGAGAAGGCCCUGCUGCAGAAGCAGUUUCAGAUUGCCAGAUGUUAGGAGGAUAAGAAGGAUGACUCUGAAAUAGAGAUGGAUGGGGAGCUUGUAGCCUUCCAGAUGCAGCAGGAUCACAGUGCCAUCGUCUAUUCCUCAUUACUGAGGCCUCAGAUUUAACGUAUGGUGAGACAUCAUGCACAGAGGACCACAUAGAAGGCAGAGAAGAAUUCUUGGCUUUCUACCAACCUCUGCCACCCUCAAAAACCAGCCUCCACCAGAUGCCAAAGCACACACACACACCCUUCCGUGGUGGUGGAGGGGAUAGCAGCAGAGCUGCAUGGUGAGAUGAGAGGACGUAGGCAUGGUCUCUCCUCUCUCUGUUGACCUGGCCCUUGACAUGCUGCCUUGACAUGCUACAGGACAGCCUGCUGGGGAAUGAGGGGUGGGUGGGCAUAGGAAACCCCUCAUCUUCAAGCAUGCCUGUGGUGCUGCUCCCACUUUGACGUCUUCAUGGAAAAGAGGAGUGUGAUUGAGGAGCAGGAAGAUGCAACUUUCGGUUCCAGGGAAGGACAGUGGAUAAAGGAUAGUCUUCAACACUAGUCCUACUCAGAGUAGACCCAGUGAAGGCACUAACUUGGGGGUCAUUAACUUAAAUGGGUCUACUCUGAGUUGGACUUAGUUGAACACCACCCAUAGUUUUUCCUGAUACCCCCUUGACAGUCCCCCCAACAAUCUGAGACUAACUCAGAAGAUUGUGGACUCUCCUUCAUGGGAGAUGUUUAAACAGAGGUUGGGUGGCUAUUUGUCAGGGAUUAUUUAGCUGUGAUUCCUGCAUUGCAUGGGCUGGAGUAGUUGACCCUCGGGGCCACUUCCAGCUGUACAGUUCUAUGAUUUUAUGACACACUCUCUCUGUUUUUCCAGACAACCUCAGAUAAUCCCUGUGUUAGCCCAAAGGGAAUGUGGAAUAGUGUGCCUAACCCUAGAUAAAAGGAUAGCUGUUAGGCAUUGUUGCUCUGCUGACACACCUGCAAUUAAUGCCUAUGUCUUGGUCUCUUUUUACAGGAAAUGAGUUCUAUGUCUGGGCAAGUAGGAGGCCAAGUGAGCGUUGAAGUUGACUCUGCUCCUGGCAUUGACCUCACCAAGGCUCUGACUGAUAUGAGAGACCAGUACGAGAAGCUGGCUGAGAAGAACAGGAGGGACGCUGAGGCUUGGUUUACCACCAAGGUGAGAUGGAACAGCCUAAGAGAAGGAAAGAAAGGGAAGGUCUUUAAAAAACAAACCAAGAGAAACAAUUUCGUGGAAGAAAACUGGGCUGCUGUGAACUCACCUUGCCCAUAAAAUUGAACUGCUGAAUACAGUGCAAUAAAAUGUAAAUGUAGAGCUCCUCUAGAUUGGUGAAAUAUUUUGGCAGGUGUAUUCUGCAACAUGUCAUAGUGCAUUAAUGUUGGAUGUAUACUGGACCAUCUUUCCACCUUACUGGUUGUUCUGCAAUGCUUCCCCAACGCUACCGCAUUAUUGCCAUCUGGAGGGGCACUCCUCAGUUAUAAUGUUACAAAACCAGGAGACACUCUCUCCACUGCAGGACUUUUCAUUUGUGUUAUGAAAAGUUGCAGGAUUUCAGCAGGAAGCAAUGGGGACAUUCGCCCCAAAACGUUUGCAGGUGCAAAGAGUAUUAAAAGUGGGGUGACAUAGAAUUGUCCCCAUACCACUGCAAGCACAAAUCACCAUGAAUGGACAGUAGAAAGGAUAUCAAAAGGGCUCGUAAUAAAACGAAUGCGGUGUAAAUAAAUUCAAUGUGAAUGUUGACAUAUUCUUCUUUAUUUCUCCCCUUAAACAAACAAACAGACUGAAGAACUGAAUCGAGAAGUUGCGGUCAACACCGAGCAACUUCAGAGCAGCAAGACUGAGAUCACAGACUUGAGGAGGACCCUCCAAGGCCUGGAGAUUGAGCUCCAGUCUCAGCUCAGCAUGGUACAUGGAGUGGUGAUGGGUUAUUUCUACUGCUUGGGUACUGAAAUAAGUAGUCACGGGUUGCGUUUGCCUUUUGUAGGGUGUGUGUGAAAGAGUCAACCUCCAUCAUAGUAGGCAGUAGGCCUCUGAAUACCAGUUGAUGGGAACCACAGGUGGGCAGUUGUGCUCGUGUCCUCCUUGCAGGUUUCCCACAGGCAUCAGGUUGUCUACUGCAAUGACAGGAUGCUGGACUAGGUGGGCCAUUGGCCUGGUCCAGAAGGUUCUUCUUAUGCUUUAGGGACAUGGAAACUCUAGAACAGUGUCUCCAAGCUGUUCUCGGACUACAAUUCCCAUCAUCCCUGAGCACUGGUCUUGCUAGCUAGGGAUGAUGGGAGUUGUAGCCCAAAAACAGCUGGAAACCCAAGUUUGGGAAACCCUGCUCUAGAACACAAUGAAUGUGCACGCUCACUUGCACACAAGCACACAUUCCCCCUAUUAUCUGAGAAGGGAAAAGUUGAAAACACUGGGAUAAAAUCACUUGCCCACUUCCUAAUUGUUUCUCUACAAAUACGGGCUUCUUCUUUUUCCUGAAACUGCGAGCUACUGCUAAUCUCAGAGCAAGACAACUGUUGCACAGUGCAAAUGAUAGUGUUAAUUUACAUUUGUAGCCUGCCAUAUUUUGAAAUCCUCAUGGCAGUCAGCAGUUGGUUGAAAUGCAGCAAUAAAUACUUAGCAUGUGUUAAAACACCACACCAGGUGAGUUUUGGCCAACUAAUGCCAGCAUAGCUGUGUAAACACUGUGCAGUGCUUCUGAAAGGUGUUCUGACAAGGGCAUUGGCAAAUCCCAGGGUUUCAGUAUUGACUUCCAAACAAAUAUUUCCAUUUUGCUGCAGACGCCUGUUCUCUGAACUGCAGCCCAGUUUCCCAUUAUGCUUACAACACUUCUUUAAAAUUCACACCCAUAUCUUGGUGACAGUCUCUGGCACACCCACACACACUUUCUCACCGACACCACUUCUCUUCUCAGAAAGCUGCCCUGGAAGGCACCUUGGCCGAUACGGAGGCUCGCUAUGGGGCUCAGCUGUGCCAGAUCCAGGGAUUGAUCAGCAACAUCGAAGCGCAACUGGUUGAGGUCCGAUCGGACAUGGAGCGUCAGAACAGCGACUAUAAGACCCUGAUGGACAUCAAGUCCCGGCUGGAGCAAGAGAUUGCGACCUACCGCCAGCUCUUGGAUGGCCAAGAUCUCCAGUAGGUCACUUGACAGGUCUUUUAUGACCUAGUGCUCAAAGAGAGCAGAUGUCUCUGGUUGCCAGAUUCUGGGUAUUAACCCAGCCUUUAAUAACCCAAAACAGUUACUAGCCUGCCACUCAAUCAGCCAAUAAAUACUAGGCUACUGGGGGUUGGUAUUGACUGUGAAAGAGCUCCACUCCCCUGUGCUGGGGAUCCCAUGUGGUGUCCAUGCUGAGCACGGGAAGGAUAGAAUCUGGUUUAAUCACUCACCUGCAUGGAAUUCUUGGUCAACUAUGGUGACCAGGCUCAUGCAUUAAAUACAAGAUUGCAUUAAACGGGAGAUAAAUAUUUCUUCACAUUUUCCCUGUGACCCCUGGGUGGCCAUUAUUAGGAGGAAGAACGAUGGAGCUAUGUAGGCUGUGGAGCUAAUCUCCCGCUUCUGUUCCUAUAAACCUUUCAAGCUCGAGGCUGGCUUCCCAUGUUGUAAAACCGAAAAACUGGUUUUGUGUCAAACAAAGCUCUAGACACGGAGAUUAAUCCAUAUGGGGUGGAAUCUGGUGGCACUGGUUCCAUCUGCACUAUGCAUUUAGUAUCAUACCAACUUAAACUGUCAUGGUUUCCCUGACCCAUAGUAUACUUGAUGCUUAAGUAAGGAAUUAAUCUUGUAUACCCCACGUCCAACCUAACGCUCCAUUCCACCCAUUGCUUCACAUUGCCCCUACCAUUUGUUCUUUGGUAUGCAGUUUUCCAGCAGCUGCAUACCUCAUUGCAAGAAAUGAGGUUACAGGGAACCAGACAGAGGGCCUUCUCAGUAGUGGUGCCUGCCCUGUGGAACGCCCUUUCAUCAGAUGUCAAGGAAAUAAGCAGCUAUCCUAUUUUUAAAAGACAUCUGAAGGCAGCCCUGUUUAGGGAAGUUUUUAAUGUUUGAAGCUUUAUUCUGUUUUUAAUGUUCUGUUGAAAGCCACCCGGAGUGGCUGGGGAAACUCAGCUGGAUGGGCGGGGUAUACAUAAUAAAUUAUUAUUAUGAUAUAGAGAGGAGGUAAUCAGAGAAAAAGAGACAGGCAACCACACACCCACUAGCUGUCCCCGACCAACUGUUUUUGGAAAAAAUAAUUGCUGACACAGUGUCACAUGUAGUUUGGCCUUGGAAUAAAAGCAUAAACACUGGUUUGGAAAACCCCAGUAAAGUGGCAAAUUAUUAUUAACUUAGAAUAACAACCCCAGGUUGGAAGGUGGGCUGUUUCACAAAGUACAUUGGGUCUGACAUUGAUAGUUAACGCUUCCCCUUCUUCUUUUCCUCCACAGUUUCUCCGGAAGUGUUUCGGGGACUAAUGGUGAGGCUUCCUUCUUCAUGGUGGGUUGAGGGAGUGUUUAGUACAAGCCAUAGAAUAAUGCGGCCACUUUGCUGAAGCUAACCAGGUCCAAGCAAGCCCACAUAAACCAUGUUGAAUUUCAUGGUGACAGAAAGGCGGGCUAUGAAUUGGCCCAUUGACAUCUCUGGCAUGGUGCCCCUUGUCCACUCAUCUUCUCUACUUGUGCCAUGCGGAAAUCUAGAAUAUGUGGGCUUUAAAAACAUUUUUUUUAGUUUUUCAAAUUUUACAAGCAUCAAAUAAGAGAAAACAAAGCAAAGCAAAGCACAUAUCCCUUUGACUUCCCUUUCCCCUUUUGUAGAUCCUUGUGUUUUAAUGAAUCCCCUUGCAUCUCCUUUAUAAUUCAAAUUUUUGCUAAUCCUUUAUUGUUCCUUAUUUCAAUUUUUUAAGCUACAAGUUUUGCAUCAGUCCUUAAAUUAUGUGGGCUUUUGAUUGGUUUGGCUGCUAAAUCCAAAAGAGAAUGGCCUUUACCACAGUUUCACCCAAAUUAUUCACGUUUCCAUUCUGCUUAUAGCUCCACUGUCUCCUCCCUCAGCCUCACCCCUCACCAAGCAACCCCUGACUUCUUCUUCAUUGCCUGGCUUCUCUGCAAUGCAGGCAUGGAGGCCCAGUAUGGCCCUUGCUUUUCUCCCUUGGUCUGAAACAGUUUCCCUGCCUCUGUUGUAAUUCAGAUAAUAAAUUCACUUAAUAAGUCCUUCAAACGACGAUUCUCAACCUCGUGUGCCCAGGUGGUUUUGGACUACAACUCCCAUCAUCCCCAGAUAUCUUAGCCAGUAGUCAGGGAUUAUGGGUAUUGUAGUUCAGUAGGUUAGAAAACACUGCUUUGAACAGAGGCUAUGUUGCUGAUAUGCACUGAAAUAUUAAAUACUCAGCUGGGAUAAGACCAAGGAGCUAAGGAAGCGAUAUUCCAGGUGGACUGGUGUUCGGGAUCAUGCCCUGGCUGCUUCCUUAUCCCAUCCACCCACCAUCUUGGGCAGCAAGAGGGGGGUAAAUUGUUCACAGGAAGUAGCAGGAAAACAUGGAGUAGCCCUAUUAAGGCACAGUACCGUCCCUCGGAGCCACAAGUGGUGUGAUGGAGUCAGUUCCAGUUCCAUUGCCAUGGCAAGCCCUUCUGCAGGAGGCCCCUGAAUUCUCACAAGAAGUUAGCAAACUCUUGUGAGAUCAUGUUGGCUGCAAGUGGGAGGCCAAGGCUGAGGCAGUUCAGGGUCCUCUUUAAGGAGGCAAAUGAAACUCCAUUUCUGAGGAUAAUCUUGCAGGGCCAAGGCUGGAGUCAGAGCAGAGGCUGUGACUGAGCCUCCCUUCCGUGGUUGGUGUAGACUUGGAGUGCUACAGAAGGUUUCAAAAUGUGUAACUUGGAUUCAUUAACUCUUUCCCCCACCUUGUCUUGCUACAGACAAAGCAGAUGAUAAGAAGUGAGGAGCUCUCUCCUUUCCAGAAACAGGAUGGGCAGCUGCCGUUUCUGGCAGAUGAAAAUCAUCGUUUCAAAAUCACUUAGCAGCAAACUUCAUGAACACCCAUUCUGGAUGAUCUAGCCACGCAAUGGCUAGAUUCUCUGACUUCGCUCUUCCUGUUUUUAACCUUUCUGUAUGGUGUUUCUUCUGCCUAAUAAAGUUCCUUUUGGGCUUCUGCAAACUGAAA
This is a messenger RNA of Podarcis lilfordi (Lilford's wall lizard), 11555 nucleotides long. Lineage: Eukaryota; Metazoa; Chordata; Lepidosauria; Squamata; Lacertidae. The record is from the annotation of a GenBank genome assembly.